Triticum urartu is the source of this 2135-nucleotide messenger RNA. RefSeq lists its product as uncharacterized. Gene Ontology annotation, biological process: cell surface receptor signaling pathway. The record is from RefSeq and is a predicted model, not a curated record. Gene Ontology annotation, molecular function: protein binding. NCBI's taxonomy places the organism in Eukaryota, Viridiplantae, Streptophyta, Magnoliopsida, Poales, Poaceae.
CUCCCUUCCAUUUCCGUCCCCAAAUAAACGAAACAAAAUUAGCGCAUUCCCCAUCCUCCUCCGCCGCCGCCGGAGGACGGCUGGAACCGGAGACCAAGAAAGAUCGACAACUCCGCUCGCCAUUGCUCCGUUGACCGACCGGUGAUCAGGAGGGGGCGGGGCCGCCGCGGCACAGGAUGGAUGACCUGAAGGCGAUCUUGGCGCGGCCGAUCCAGGUCGCGGAGCAGGUGAUCAAGUGGGCGGAGGAGGCCCAGACGUGCCGGCAGGAGUGCCUGGAGCUCAAGACCAAGGUCGAGCGCCUCGCCUCCCUCCUCCGCCAGGCCGCGCGCGCCGACCUCUACGAGCGUCCCGCCCGCCGCAUUCUCGACGACACCGGCAAGGCGCUCGACAAGGCCGCCGCCCUACUCGACCGCUGCCGCGCUCGCGGCAUCGUCCACCGCGUCUUCACCAUCAUCCCCGCCGGCUCCUUCAAGAGGACGUCCAACCAGCUCGACAACUCCCUCGGCGACCUCUCUUGGAUCCUCCGCGUGUCCAACUACGCCAACGCUGGCGAUGACCUGGAUGACCACAUUGGCUUGCCCCCCAUUGCCCAGAACGAGCCCAUACUCUUCCUCAUCUGGGAGCAGAUCGCCGUGCUCUACACCGGCACAUUCGACGCCCGCGCUGACGCCGCGGCUAGCGUUGUCUCACUCGCGCGCGACAAUGACCGCUACGGAAGACUCAUCAUCGAAGAGGACGGCGUCCCGCCUCUGCUGCGCCUCAUAAAGGAGGGCCGCCCCGAGGGCCAGGAGAACGCCGCGCUCGCCAUCGGCCUCCUCGGCCGCGACCCGGAGUGCGUCGAGCUCAUGGUGCUCGCCGGCGUCUGCACCGCCUUCUCCAAGAUUCUCAAGGACGCGCCCAUGAAGGUGCAGGGUAUGGUGGCGUGGGCCGUGUCCGAGCUCGCCACCAACCACCCCAAAUGCCAGGACGCGUUCAUGCAGAGCAACGUGAUCCGCCUGCUGGUGUCCCACCUCGCCUUUGAGACGGUGCAGGAGCACUCCAAGUACGCCGUCGCGUCCAGGAUGAGCCUACACUCCGUUGUCAUGGACAAGAAGGGCAGCGGCAAAUACUCGUCCCAUCAGGACACAUUUGAUGCGGCGGAGCACACCGCGGCCAACAGCUUGUCGGCGAAGCCCACAGUCGGUGGUAGCGCCGCUGCCGGUAGUAACGCCGCUGUCGGUGGUAACGCCGCUGCCGCCGCUGCCACCGCCGCCGGUGGCACCAGCUCAAGUGGCGUGACGGCAGCUGCGGCUGCGAGCAUUGGCAGCGUUGCGGGGACGAAGCAGCACAAUGUGUCCUUGUCGGGGACGAGCACGCGAGGGAAAGAAUACGAGGACGAAGAGACCAAAGCCUACAUGAAAUCCAACGCAGCCAGAGCGCUGUGCCAGCUAGCCAUGGGCAAUGCCGCCGUGUGCAAGAACAUCACGGAGUCCAGGGCGCUGCUCUGUUUCUCCAUCCUCCUGGAGAAAGGCGCCCCAGACGUGCAGUACAACUCGGCCCUGGCGCUCAUGGAGAUCUGCCGUGUGGCGGAGCAGAACGCGGACCUCCGGCGGUCGGCGUUCAAGCCGACGUCCCCCGCGGCGCGCGCCGUGGUGGAGCAGCUCCUCCGCGUGGUCACCAAGGCGGAGUACGACGAUCUCCUCAUCCCCUGCAUCAUGUCGCUGGGCUGCCUGUCGAGAACCUUCCGGGCGACGGAGACCCGGAUCAUCGGGCCGCUGGUGAACCUCCUCGACGAGCGGGAAGCCGACGUGUCCCGGGAGGCUGCCGUGGCGCUGACCAAGUUCGCCUGCACGGACAACUACCUCCACGUGGACCACUCCAAGGCCAUCAUCAACGCCAGCGGCGCCAAGCACCUGGUCCAGCUGGUCUACUUCGGGGAGCAGGUGGUGCAGGUGGCGGCGCUCCUCCUGGUGUGCUACAUCGCGCACAACGUCCCCGACAGCGAGGACCUCGCGCAGGCGGAGAUCCUCACCGUGCUGGAGUGGGCGUCCAAGCAGGCGUACAUGGUGCAGGACACGUUGAUCGAGAACUUGUUGCCGGAGGCCAAGAUCAGGAUGGAGCUCUACCAAUCCAGAGGGGCAAAAGGUUACCAUUAA